AUGGCAGAAAACUAUAUGCAGGAAAUAGACGUUGAUUUCUUUGAAUUCAGAUUUUUGCAGAAAAAUAAAAACAGCAUAAGCAUUUCCCCAGAACCUCUUGAUGAAACCAAGAUUUCUACAUACGCUUCUUUACUUGCCAUUUCAAACAAAUAUGGGUACUUAGUUGCAGGCACGAAAGCUGGUUUUAUGAUCACGAGAACACAGUCCUUGCGUCAAGCCUUUAAAAGCGAAACUUCUGAAACCGAGACAGUAGUACAGGGCUCUUUGGAGGUUAAAAUCCCAAAAGGACCUGUCGAAAUAUUAAAAAUAUCAGCAGACGAACUUACUGUCUUUGCUGAAAUAAAGGGUGGAAUAAUACAGUUAUUUGACGUGACGACGCUGCUUAACGGGGAAGCUUCCACAUUUAUUCCAUAUCGAGAAUACUCAUUUAAUCAAACGAUUCGAGAUAUCAGGCCAAAUCCAGGACCUUUACCGAAUGUGAUGGCAAUCUUAUUUGAUAAGGAUGGAUCAAUCGAGUUGAAGAAUUUUAUAGAGGAUAAAACUAUAAGUACUAUUUCACCUAAGAGUGUGGGAGACCAAAUUAGUGCAAUGGCUUGGUCCCCGAAAGGAAAACAUUUAAUGGGUGGGACUGCCUCUGGAAAAUUAAUAAAAUUUGAUACUGAUGGUUCUUCAAGCACUGGAAUCCAACCACCCCCAGAUUUGAGUGAAGACGGUGAAGCAUACAGAGUUUUAAAUGUGCUUUGGCUGGAAAAGUCGAUGUUUUUUGUAUCUUAUUAUCCGAUGGUAGUCAGUGAAGAUUCUGCUGCAAUGUUAUACCUUGUAUCAAGCGAGCAAAGCCCUCCAACUUUUACAAAAAUAGAAGCUACACCAUGGAAAUCAUCGCGACAAGAUCGACAGCCAUAUUAUUUCAUGGAAACAAUCCGCGAUUGGGGUUCGAAUAUAAAAAAUCUAGUAAUACUCGCCGAUGCUCUAUCGACGGACACAGCAUGCAUAGCAAGCGAUGAUUCGGGAGAAUGGGCAUAUUGGAUUUUAGAGUCUUCAGAUGCUAUAGUCAUGCCAAUACCUAGAUUUUCUAAUAAAUAUGAUGAUACACUACCUUUUGGAAUGGCCAUUGAUUUCACGGACACUGAAGAAUGGCUGACCAAAUUUACAGAUGAAACUGUUCUAGUUCCGCCAGUUCCAAUUGUUUAUAUUAUAAAUGAUGAAGGCGAUCUUUUGGCUUAUCGCUGCUUUAAUAAAGAAGCUUUUGAAGCUCAAGAGACGUGCGCGAAUAUGGUUGUUGCACAAAAUAUUCCAUCAACAGGCCCUUCGGUCUUAGUUAACAAGCAUUUGCCUGAACCAGAACAAAAUGUAGUAGUAGCCGGCCAAGUCAAACCGAAACCAUUAUCUAAAAUAACCGAGUCACCACCUGAAAUCGGGAUAACUCAAAAGAAACUGAUAGCUCCGGUUAGCAGUGAUAGUGAUUGGCAGAAACAGGCUGCUAAAUUCGAAGCUCUGUUAAAAAAAAACGAGAAAAUGAUUGCUGGAUCCGGUGAUCAAAAAAACGACACUAAUAGAGGUUCCCAGUUGGCUUUUAGCACUCUUAAAGAUAUGCCCCCUAUUCAUUAUAAAACUCCUAAUAAGAAAGUUCUUCCUUCGCCUUCAAAAGCCACCUUGCUAAAUGAAGACAAUAUACGGGAUGUCGAGCGUUUUCUAAAGGAGUUGAAAAAAAAGACAGAACAACUUAAAGAAGAUUGUAUUAAGCAAUAUCGUUCUAAGAAAUAUCGUCCUGACUUGCUUACCGGUCAUUUAUAUAAAGACGUAAAAUUAUUGAUGCAAAAAUUUUUCAUGGUAAAGCAAAAAGUUUCAGAUCUCAAUGAUGAUAUUACAAAAGCGCACAGAUUGAUUGAAUAUGUUGGAAAUGCAAUGGAUCCAGAAAGCAAACCAAUUUUACCGGAUAGAUCAAUUAAAUCACUCAGUGAUGAAGCUAUGAGAAGCAUUCGUGAAUCUUUAGAGACUAUAAAAGACGCUGCCCAAGUUGUUGAAGAACGUAUAAUUUUACUGCACGAUCUAAUAGAAGAAAAAAAGAAAAAGAAUAUAAUAGGGAGAUCUCCAUUAGAAAUGAUCGAGUCGUCAAUCCGUAAUAUAACCAUUACUCUAAUGCAUUGGCAAAAACAAUUAAACACGAUGGGUGAUGAGGUCCAACAACUCUACGCUGAAAAGCAGAAAUAUCGAAGUCAAAUUGAACAACAGGAAAAUAUUGAACAGUCGCUCAGUUCUAGAGAGCUUGAUAUUUCAUCGUAUCUUCGAUAUUCACCUGAAGCUGGGAAACAAAUUGACUCAUAUUUGAAACAAACUCAUAUGAUGAAACGAAUAGGAAAUAAACUUCGAAAUCGGAAAAUACCGAUAUUGACAAGACCAGAAGAAGGAGAUCAAGGAAAAGCAACAACGGCAUCUUCCAAGGUUAUUGGGAAUAUCACCACAUAUUCUCCAAAUAAUAUACUGGAAACCUCCCAUAAGACUCGUCCACCAAUAAUCAAAGCUGAUUCGUUGCAAACCACUUAUAUAAGCUCACUUAGCAUUAGUGAUAAUCCUACAAAAAAUAUUCUUCAAACCAAAGAAUCGACAAGGGAAAAAAGAGCCCCAUUUUAUAUGAAAUCCAAACAUGUAAUGCGAGCACCCGAAUCGGAAACUAAGAGCUUUUUCGAUGAAUCUCUGCAAAACAAAUUCAUUAAUAUGAACUUUCUUAAUGGUUCACCUGACGAAACCUUAGGUUUUGGUUUACCGUCUCCUACACCAUCUUCUGCGCAAGAAAAUUUUCUUGCUCCCGCUACUGGAGAAACAUCAUAUCCGCCAUCUGCAACUGAAAAAAGUGUUAAUAAUUCAUCUAACGAAACAUCAGAUUUUGGUACACCAUCUCCUGCACUAUCUCCUGCGCCAGCAAGUUUUCUUGCUUCCGCUAAUGGAGAAACAUCAUUUCCGCCACCUGCAAGUACAUCUAGCCAGAUCAAUACUGAAGAAAAUGUUACUAACGAAACAUCAGAUUUUGGCACACCAUCUCCUGCACCAUCUCCUGCGCCAGCAAGUUUUCUUGCUUCCGCUACUGGAGAAUCAUCAUUUCCGCCAGCAAGUUUUCUUGCUUCCGCUACUGGAGAAUCAUCAUUUCCGCCACCUGCAAGUACAUCUAGCCAGAUCGAUACUAAAGAAACUGUUAAUAGUUCAUCUAACGAAACAUCAGGUUUUGGUAUACCAUUUCCUGCGCCAGAAAGUUUUAUUGCUCCCGCUACUGGAGGAUCUUCAUUUCCGCCAUCUACAUCUAGCCAGAUCAAUGCUUUUGGCGCUCCAUCAACACCAAUAUCUGGAUUGGCUCAACCCACUUUCGGACAACCAGCGUUUGGACAGCCGGCUUUUGGACAGCCGGCUUUUGGACAGCCAGCUUUUGGACAGCCAGCUUUCGGGCAACCAGCUUUCGGACAGCCAGCAUUUGGACAGCCGGCUUUCGGUCAACCAUCAUUCGGACAGCCGGCUUUCGGUCAACCAUCAUUUGGACAGUCAUCAUUUCCUCAGAAUCCAUCCCUGGCCCCUUUGAAGGCUCCAAGUGGUGGUGGCUUUGCAAGAUUUGCCGCUAGUGGAACCAGUGGUGCGAUUGGAUUUGGUAAAUCCCCUGAUCCUAAUGCUACCCCAAGUACCACAAAUACCAAUAUGCCUAAUAAUCCAAGUUUUACCCAAUUUCGAGGAUGA
Molecule: messenger RNA, 3720 nt
Organism: Ambispora leptoticha
Lineage: Eukaryota; Fungi; Glomeromycota; Glomeromycetes; Archaeosporales; Ambisporaceae
Source: the annotation of a GenBank genome assembly